This is a messenger RNA of Ustilago hordei, 480 nucleotides long. RefSeq lists its product as uncharacterized. The coding region runs from base 1 to 480 and encodes 159 amino acids. The record is from RefSeq and is a predicted model, not a curated record. The transcript is spliced from 5 exons. Lineage: Eukaryota; Fungi; Basidiomycota; Ustilaginomycetes; Ustilaginales; Ustilaginaceae.
AUGGCAGGAGAAGGAGAUCACCAAGCUGAAGAAGGGUCAGACUCCGACGAUGACAACGAAUGCUGGAGCACCCUCAUCAAGGCCACUCUCAGAGUUGUUCCCCAUGCCAUUCAGCACUUGGAAGGCACAUAUGAUAACAACCAUCCAAAAUGGGACAGAAACUUUGAUGACGCUUUAGCAGAGACAAGCCUACUGGGAGCACCUUUCAGUGACGAUGCCAUAUACACAGCACUCCAAAGGUGCACGAUCUGGCACCCGGUCUACAAAGAAACGGUCGCCACUGUCCAUCAAGCAAGUGCUCAGGCAGCUGGUAGCAAUGAGCAGGACAGUGACACUGAUGAGGAUGCUGAAAGCUCAAAGGCUAAGACUGGACCAAGGAGGAUUCACUGCUGGGUGUGCAGAUGCUAUGGACAUGGCGCGAGAAAGUGCGAUGCCACUGUCACCAUCCCCGAGAACUCCCCCCUCACCCAGACUAAAUAG